Messenger RNA from Dioscorea cayenensis subsp. rotundata (Guinea yam), 2555 nucleotides. RefSeq names its product protein tesmin/TSO1-like CXC 3. The record is from RefSeq and is a predicted model, not a curated record. The transcript has 12 exons. NCBI's taxonomy places the organism in Eukaryota, Viridiplantae, Streptophyta, Magnoliopsida, Dioscoreales, Dioscoreaceae. Gene Ontology annotation, molecular function: DNA-binding transcription factor activity. Bases 648 to 2321 code for a protein of 557 amino acids.
CGGGGAUUCGGGGAUGAACACACCGGAGAGGAGCAAGGUCGGAACGCCGACGUCAAAGGUCGAGGAUUCUCCGGUCUUCAGCUUCAUCAAUAGUUUGUCUCCUAUCCAGCCAGUUAAAUCUACACAUUCUGCACAAGCAUAUCAUACUUUAAGUUUUGCAUCUAUAUCUUCAGUCUUUACAUCCCCACAUGCGAAUCUACAAAGAGAAGCUAGGAUUCCAAUACGGGAUUCCGUUUCAGAUUUGCCAAAGCAUGAGACUUCUUCUGAUAAUGGGGCUGGAAAUAAUCAUUGUGUGGGGCCAUCUAAUGUGGUGAAACCAUCUAUUUCUGCCGGAACACGCUCUCUCAGUGAAAGCAGCUGUUGACAAUUCUGUAGAAUGUUCAAAUUCAUCUUGUGAUUUACCACAACCUUUGCCUUAUGAUUGCCACAGUCCUCACCACAAUGCCACACCUUGCCAUGUCAUAAAAUCUGUUUUGAAGUCGGUUUUGGAUAAUACACCAGAUGAACUGGUUGAAUAUGAUGAAGAUUGCCUGGGCAAGACAGAGAUUUUAUUUUCAACUGAAACUGAACUUCAGGAUGAGCAGACUGAGGCAAAAGUUGUAGAUCAUAACUGGGAUGACUUGAUUUCUAAUGAUGCUGACAAUCUCAUGAUAUUUGACUCCUCUACUGAAUUAGAGGCCUGUGAAGUUCCAGACAUCUGUGAAGCAAAAAAUGUCCCUCGUGUAGAACAGACUGAAGGGGUCAGAGACCAAGAUGAAACAGGACAUAGGUGUCGAGUUUUCUCAGAGAAUUGUGAGAAUCAGGCUUUUAUAAAAGACAGAAAUCAAGAAAUGGGACAUGGCUCCACUUCUGGCAUUUCAAUCGCCUGCAAGAUUGAAUCUCAGCUACAGCGUGGCAUGCGAAGGCGCUGUCUAAACUUUGAGGGAGUUCCUGAAAUGGGCUUGCAAAAUGACUCUACUGCUUCUCAUUCAAAUGGAGCUCAUCCUACCAGCAAUAUAUUACCAGUCCCUUUCAAGGCUGGAAAUCCUUCAACAUGCAUAGUGCCUGGUAUUGGCUUACAUUUGAAUACUCUUGGAUUGAAGGAUAGAUUUCUCAGCCGAGAAACACUGGUUUCUGGACAAAGGUUAAUAAGUAUGCCAAGCCCCAUUUGUCCAUUUCAUUCAACAACUGGACUCGAGCCUCACGAUAAGUCCUUGUCUGUUGAUAAGGAUCUAGUUACUGGGAGUGGGAUUCAUAACCUUAGUAUAAUGCAUGAUGAUGUUUCACAGUCGUCUGCUCUCAUUAGUGGCAAAGACUUGCAUCAAAGCAGCCCUAAAAAGAAAAGGCGCAAGUUGGAAAUUGGUGCUGAAAAUAGAGAAGGCUGCAAGCGCUGCAACUGUAAGAAGUCAAAAUGCUUGAAGCUUUAUUGUGAGUGCUUUGCUGCUGGUGUCUUCUGUGCCGAGCCAUGCUCUUGUCAAUCAUGUUUCAACAAGCCUAUUCAUCAAGAAACAGUUCUCAAUACCCGCAAGCAGAUAGAAUCUCGCAAUCCAUUAGCAUUUGCUCCAAAAGUAAUAAGGCCAUCCGACCCUGAUCAGGAAAUAGGGGAGGAAUUGAACAAGACUCCAGCCUCUGCACGCCAUAAAAGAGGUUGCAAUUGUAAGAAGUCAAGCUGCUUAAAGAAAUACUGCGAAUGCUAUCAGGGUGGUGUUGGAUGCUCAGUUAGUUGCAGAUGUGAAGGUUGUAAGAAUGCAUUUGGAAGAAAGGAUGGGUCUCUGCCAAUAGAAGAUGAAGAAUUCGAGCAGGAAGAAGAACAAAAGGAUGCUAACCUAAAUGUGAGUGAUGGACUAGAUGCUGGCGAACAAAGUGCAGAUCCUACAAAUGAUGAGCUUCAGUACCCAGAGAGUGUCUUGCAGUUAACUCCUUUUCAGGUUAUAAGGCCAUCUAUGGACUUGGCGAUACUUUCAAGUGGCCAGACCCCACUAUCCUCAUCCCUCACAACUGUAACUUCUGCUAGCUUUAAUUCAUUUGCAACCCUGAGAAGAUUUGAAAUGCCACUUUCUCAAUGCAAACUCGGAAAGCUUGCCAGGGUUGAUUCAGAGGAUGAGACUCCUGCAAUUUUAAAAGGCAAUGUAUCACCAAUCAACAGUGUGAAAGCCACAUCACCUAAUCAGAAGAGAGUAUCACCUCCACAGUUUGGUACUCGGUUGUCUCCGAAUCAUAAAGGAGGAAGGAAGUUGAUACUAAAAUCAAUUCCUUCAUUCCCUUCUUUGAACAAUGAUUUGUCCCAUGAAAUCUCGGCGAAUUAUUAUGAUAGUUCUCUCGAUAUGCCUUCUCAGAGUUGAGAUUGCAAUGAAGUAGAGUAUCUUCAUCAAGAUUUCUCAAUGCAAAGGACAACCUAUUGAAGUUGCUUUCGUCUCUCUGGGGGUUCUCUACUAAUCUGAGGUAUCUUCCUAAGGAGUCCAAGCUCUGCAUUUGUAUCUAUUUUAUUUUAUCUUUUUUACCUAGUGUCUUCCUAAAAAUGUACUUUUUCACAUUAGAAGUAAAAUAAUGAAGAUUUUGCGUUUUUUUAGUUAAUA